Notodromas monacha is the source of this 3498-nucleotide messenger RNA. Lineage: Eukaryota; Metazoa; Arthropoda; Ostracoda; Podocopida; Cyprididae. The record is from the annotation of a GenBank genome assembly.
AUGAACACCAGCAUCACUGCAACUGCUGCUGUUGAUCCCCAUCAGCAGAAUCUUGGUUUACAGGGUGAAAUGCUGUUGUCUGCUGCUGCAGUGAAUAAUAAGCCAGAGAAAAGGGCCAAGUGUUGUGAAGAUGGGGUGGAAAAGUGUCCACCUUGUUUUGAUUCCUCAGACAUUGAGGUCCCCAUUUACAUUUGCUUGGCCUUGUUGCUUUGGGCUGCAACUGUCCUGCUUUUCUUCAAGCGCUGGAAGAAGCUCAGGGUGCUGGAGCCUUAUCAGCCACAGUUUUAUGAAGCUCAGCAUGAUCCCGUUUGCCCAAUGGUCAAUCAAGUUGGGUUUGGAGCUUGUGCAUCAGAAACUGGAGCAACUCUUGGCCAAGUCAAAGUGGUGUCCUCCAAUUGCUCCCUGAACCAAAACUGGGACAGUGCUAGCAGAUGGACACCUGGACCAAGUGCAUUUCAGACUUUACCUUCCCUGUCUUCUGAGGGUUCCCCUGAACUGGAAUCUGAUGAUGCUGAAGGAGACAAUAAACCAUCAAAUGCUGUCUGUGUGCAAGUGGAACCAAGUUCACCCCUGGACCCCAGCACUGAGGAACCUUCAUUUGAUUGUGGCCCAUCUGGAAAAAUGUCUGCAUGUCCUAGCAUCAAAGGGAGUAAUAAUAAUAAGAAGAGCCUAGCUGCUGUUGUGGAUGAAGUUGUGCUUUACCCUAAGCACUCCAGGAGUACAUCCAUUUACAGACUCAAUGUCAACAGGCCAAACCCUCCAUGUUGCAGAAGAGAGACUGUCCAGAGCCCAAGGAUCAUUGCUUUGGAAAAUCAGGGGAGACUCAGGACUGGUUCCAGGGUCAGUUUGAUGAACCACCCUUUGAUGAUGAGGAGGCAAAGGUGCACUUCCACAGUUUCACAGAGCUCUGGAGGAUUUUCUACACCAGGCAGAAGAUCAUCUGUUCAAUAUGCUCCUCUGCUGAGCAAGCUUCUCCUCCAGCAGCAGCAGGGUCAAUUUCAACAAGAAUUCCCUGCUGAAGAAAAUUGCAGGAAACUUGGAACUUAUUGUGGUGUGACUGCUGCUGGUGAAGGGAAUUUUGAGGACAUUGAAUUGGAAAUGAGCAGUCCCACAAUGGUGGCUGCGAGUUCUUCAGAUGACUGCGAUCAUACAGAUCUAAUCCGGACGCAUGAUCUUACGAAGAUCGAUAAGCUUGGUGAUGCGGAAGAGGAAUUGAAGAAGCGCUUUUUUGCCGGGGAGAUUUACACCUGGGUUGGACCGGCAUUGCUCGCCAUCAAUCCACUUGGUCUUGGCGAGAAUUUCUUCCCUCCGCGAUAUUCCAAGGACUGUUCUAAGAAUCCUCACGUUCGAGUAAUAGCUGAUAAGGCAUGGGAUCAACUAUGUUCCUCCGGUUCGAAUCAAAUCCUAGUCGUCAGUGGAGAAAGCGGAUCCGGAAAAACCGUUUCUGGGAACCUGAUCCUCGAACGCCUCUUGAGCAAAUUCCAGUCGAGCUUAGUGAAAUCCCUGCGAAGUAUUGAACCCUUGCUAGAGGCCUUUGGCAACGCCAAAACACAACACAAUGACAACAGUAGUCGGUUCGGAAAGCUGGUUUCCCUUGAUUGCUCCAAACGUGAUCGCAGCCUUAUCGGAGCUACUCUUUCUACCUUCAUGUUGGAGAAGACUCGUGUCUCUUCGAAACCGUUUCAUUCUGAGAGAAACUUCCACAUUUUCUACCAAUUGGUGCUUGGUCUUGACGAAGAUGUCAAGAAGUCUCUAGGACUCUUCAGUCGGACGUGGUGCAUUCUAGGCCGUUCAGAACAUUCUCAACUCGCAGCAGAUUUACUGGGUCUGACGCAUAGUGAAUUAAUGUCGGCGCUUAGCUCUGAGAAGAUGUUCGUCGGUGGACGUGUAGUGAAAAGUAAUGCGAAAAGUGUGAGUCGAAGGACGAUGGUGGAAAGAACCGUGGAUAGUGGUGAACAGCGAGAAGCGAGACGAGAUACUCUGAUGAGACUGUUGUAUGAAUCCGUGUUUCUUUGGCUUCGGAACACUUUUAAUCGUGGACUGGAAAGAGCUGAAGAUGUCGACAAAAUCGGUAUUCUAGACGUUUAUGGAUUCGAGUGUUUCCAAGAAAACAGUCUUGAACAGCUGUGUAUCAACUAUGCCAACGAACGGAUUCAACAGUGUUACGUGACUUCUUUCUUGAAAUCUUGGAAGGAAGAACUUUUUCUGGAGCUUGGAGUUAGUGAUUCCAUUCAAACGCAUGUUGACUUGGUGGACAAUAGCCCGAUUGUAGCUGAGCUGGACGGAAAGUUGUCAUUGUUCGGCCUUAUUAAUGAAGAAUGCCGACUGAAAUCUUCGUUGGGAGAUGAGUCAAUCGUCAAGCGCCUAGAGCCGGCAUCUCUGAAGAAAAUCCUGGUGUCCCGAACGAACAGGAAUCUGAAGUCUUCCUUUGUGAUCAAGCAUUAUGCUCGUCAAGUUGAUUAUUCUGUGACUGGUAUGAUUGCUAAAAACAAGGACUGUGUCCCUGUCGAGUUCGCGGAUCUUUUGUCGAGCUCGACGUCGGAUUUCAUCGUGAACAAGUUGGGGAAAAUCUGGGGCAGCGCUUGUGAAGCUGAGCGAUUCGAAGUCAGUGCUUACAAGAAAUCCCGGAAGCUCACGAUUCUUACCAAGUUUAAGAAUUCGUUGGAUGACUUGAUGAAGCUGUUGAAGACGAGUGAGCUGCAUUUUGUACGUUGUGUGAAGCCGUCAGUGGCGAAUUCUGUUCAGCUGUGGAAUCCCGAGACCAUCAGUCGACAACUUUCUGCUCUUGGAAUCACUGCAACUUUGGAACUUGCCCGUGCCGGACUUCCGAAUCGUUUCAGUUUCCCCGUUUUCCUCGCAAAAUAUUCCUUUCUCGCGUCUGAAGAUCUUCGACUGUCGUUGAAAACCGUGCUGGGAGAAGAGGAUAGUCACAACCUUCAGCUUCUGAUGAGCAAGUUUCUGUCUGAGAUUUUUAUGGAAUCCGGUUUCAAAGUCGGAAUUUCGAGGGUGUUUCUGAGCGACGAGGCUGUGGAGGUGCUUGAGAAAUUGGUUGCUGUGAGAAGGAAAGCUGCAGAAAGAGUCAUUAGGAGGGGCUUAUUGAACUGGAAGCAAAAACGAUGUCUUGCGCAGGCUGAAGUCCACGAUGUGAAGGAAGAAGUGGUGGGAAGAAGUGUUUUUGGUGCGCUUUUAAGCAGAACAAAGGAGCUUUGGAGUCGUUUAUUUUCUGCGGAAGAAGCUUCUGAGGACCUCGUUUAUCCCCUGGAAUGUGACUGGUCUCAGUUCUACACGGACACUUCAGUUCCCAUGUCCACGGAAAAGAUCAUCAAUGGAAAACGAGUUGAAUGUCCUGUUUUUGCUUCACCCGGAAUUUUAUCCAUCAGGAGACCUCAAGGGGAAGAAAGAAGUUUUCGUGCCGUCGGAACAAAAUUGCACAUUGCUCAUGCCAUUCCUUGGUAUGCCAGGCCCAAAGGGUUGUUGGAUUGCCUGGAAACUCGAUAA